Messenger RNA from Conger conger (European conger), 693 nucleotides. Its product is annotated as E3 ubiquitin-protein ligase TRIM35-like. Gene Ontology annotation, biological process: protein ubiquitination. Lineage: Eukaryota; Metazoa; Chordata; Actinopteri; Anguilliformes; Congridae. Gene Ontology annotation, molecular function: zinc ion binding; ubiquitin-protein transferase activity. The annotation marks the transcript as partial. The transcript has 3 exons. The record is from RefSeq and is a predicted model, not a curated record.
AUGGUGUCUGCAUCUUCUCUCCUGGAAGAGGACCUCUCCUGUCCUGUGUGCUCUGAAAUCUUCAGGGAUCCUGUUGUCCUGAGAUGCAGUCACAGCUUCUGUAAGGCCUGUCUGCUGCAUUGGUGGAGAGAGAAGGGAUCUCAGGAGUGCCCAGUUUGCAGGAGAAGAUCUUCUAACGAUCAACCUACCUGUAACCUGUCUCUGAGGAAUGCCUGUGAGUCGUUCUUAAAGGAGAGAAGUCAGAGAGCUGAAGCAGGAUCUGAAGUGCUCUGCAGUCUGCACAGUGAGAAACUCAAACUCUUCUGUUUGGAGGAUCAAAUACCUGUCUGUAAUAUCUGUCAAACUUCAAAAAAACAUGAAAACCACAAAUUUCGACCAGUUCAGGAGGCUGCAGAAGAAAAUAAGGAGAAACUCAGGACUGCACUGGCUCCACUGCAGAAGAAGCUAAAAGCCUUUAAUGCAGUGAAACUAAUCUGUGAUCAAACAGCAAAGCACAUCAAGAGUCAGGCCCAGCACACAGAGAGACAGAUAAAGAGGGAGUUUGAGAAACUUCAGCAGUUCCUAAAAGAUGAAGAGGCAGCCAGGAUCACUGCACUGAGGGAGGAAGAGGAGCAGAAGAGUCAGAAGAUGAAGGAGAAGAUUGAAAAGAUGACAGAAGAGAUAUCAUCCCUUUCAGAACAGAUCAGAGCCAUA